AAACUGACUAUCUUUUGGUUACACCUCCAAACAGGAAAGAAGAACUCUCUCCUGCUCCAGAAAUUCCAGAAGGAUCUGAACGCUGGCGUCUUCAACACUCAGGAGAACGAGCUGCUGAAGCAGAUCAUCCGGCAGGACCGAGAGAUGGUGAUGAUGGUGGAUCGGAAGCAAUCGGUCACGGGGAUGAACUCCACGCCGAUGUCUGGAAACUCCAUCAUUAACUCUCCCGCCCAGCCACCGUUCAGUACAGCAACUGCCAUUCUUGGGAUCAACCAAUUACAGCAGCAGGCCGCCCCACUAAGCUACAGCACCUCCGCUACAAUAACCCCGUCAGGCCGUGUGCCGCCCUCACAGGGCGUCACGUUUUCGGCGCCGAGUGUUUCUCACGGCAACUUGAGCACCUCUUCCCCAACCCCCCCUACGCCCUUGCAGCAGCCAGCAGGGGCGAUCAUGUCUCCUUGUUCGUUCACCACAUCCAUUUGCAGUCCCCCAGUGCAAACCCCUAUGGCCAGCCGAACAUUCCAGUACGGAUCGCUGACGGCCUCCCAACUGUCCCUUGUACAGCAACCCUUACCCCAGCAGCCCUCGCCUGCCUCCAUACCACAACAACCGCCGCAGCAAUCACAAGGGGCGUCUCCUCAGAGGAGCGAUGUCCACAAGAGCGCACAGGCACUCCAGUCAGGUAGCCUGAGCAAGGACAUACGCCACCUCUCUGCCUCGCAGCCGUCAUUGCCCCACGAAACCUCAUUGGCUGCCCGGGCACAUCCCAUAUCGGGCGAAUCGCUCGCUUCCAUUCAGCCACCCAUUGGAUCCGUGGCAGGCGUCCAGGCCCCGGGCUCCGUCCUGCAAAGCGGCAUCCGCACCAACGUUCCACAGAGGGUCGCCCUUUUCCGGCAGAUGUCAUCGGGCGCAUUACCGCCGGUGCGCACGGCACCCUCUAGUGCUCAGCACAGGGAUUCCACGGGCUCCAGGAGAGAGUCGGCAGUCUUAAGCAGUACAGAGACGGAACAAGACAAGAUGCGGUUCGCAUCGAAUUUAUGAUCCCAUUUUACUUUUUUUCAUGUUCAUUUUUUUAAAAGAUAUUUUUACGGAGAGACUAAAAAAUGGGGAAAAGACUUGUAUUUUUUUCCCACCAACUUCCUCUGAGAAAAAAUAACAACCUCAUAGCUAUCCUGUACAGAAUUUCCUUAUACUAUAUUUUAGACACACUUCCCCUUCAACUUAAGAAUGUAUAUUAUACAAACAUAUAUGUGCAAAUCCAACUAGAAUAUUUGGCAUUGACCAUGAGAAAAAAAAACUCUAGUAUAAACACAAGUCUUCCUCUCUAACAUAUGUGACUAUAAUGUGUCUGAAGAUGUUCUUUUCUGUUGAUGUUUUCCUUACAGUUUGGAUUUUUCGUUAUUGGAAUGCUUUUGAAUGUGUUUUAUUUACCAUUUUUGUUCUCAACGAGAAGAUGACAAAACAAGUCCAGCAUUCAGCAGCUUUUGGCAUCACUGUGGAAAAUGUUUGCGCAAAUCGAACCUGGGAAUUACUGAAAUGUUUAAAAAGCACAUCUCAAACUUUUAACAGCUGGAAAAAUAUAUAUUAUCAGAAAAUGCUCAGAGCAUCAAAUCAAGGUGCAGUUUCGAUCUCUGCAAUACUUUGUGUUGUGCAGUAAUUGCGUUGUGUUUCAAGACAGCAUUUGUGCAUUAAAGGGAAUGUAUUUUUUCUGUUUUUUAUUUUAAUUUAGUUUAUUUUUUACAAAGGAUGUGUGGUCAAAUUGGAUGGUUUUAUUUUCUGUAUCUGAUUUAAGAACGAGACGGACAUUAUGAAAUGUCACUUAAAGACUGUACAUUUACAAUAUUUAUAAAACUAAAGAUUAUCACCAUUAUGCAAUAGACUGUGAUACAAAGAUUACCUAUAUGUGUGUUGUACAUAGUUUUGUAGAACUAGUAUUUACAAAAGUAAUGUGUGGUGCAUUUCUCAAACAUGGCAAUGUCUUAUCUCUGUCAGCCACCUGGGUAAUGCCUAUAUAUGCAUAUGCAUAUAUAUAUAUAUUCAAAUGGUAAUAUGUGACAACAAACAUCAGAAACAUUAAUUAGAGAUAAGAAAACCUUAAUGCAAAUAGUAGCAUUACACAGUAGGUAGUACUAAAGACAAUAUCUGUAUUCAAAAAUAUCAUGCUGGUCAAAUAUAAAGGUAUAUGAGUGAUUACAGUGGCACGACACCACU
This is a messenger RNA of Sinocyclocheilus rhinocerous, 2211 nucleotides long. Its product is annotated as potassium/sodium hyperpolarization-activated cyclic nucleotide-gated channel 1-like. The coding region runs from base 145 to 1041 and encodes 298 amino acids. NCBI's taxonomy places the organism in Eukaryota, Metazoa, Chordata, Actinopteri, Cypriniformes, Cyprinidae. The transcript has a single exon. The record is from RefSeq and is a predicted model, not a curated record.